Messenger RNA from Populus euphratica (Euphrates poplar), 900 nucleotides. RefSeq lists its product as uncharacterized. The record is from RefSeq and is a predicted model, not a curated record. The transcript is spliced from 3 exons. NCBI's taxonomy places the organism in Eukaryota, Viridiplantae, Streptophyta, Magnoliopsida, Malpighiales, Salicaceae. The coding region runs from base 69 to 866 and encodes 265 amino acids.
ACAAUAGCCUGUACUAAGAGGAAGAAAAACCAAGAUAAAAUCUUCAUCAAGUUCUUAGUUCAAAAGGGAUGGUUAGCUUAGAAGAAGAAAGGCUGGUUCAAAUGGUACAUGACUUCAUAGAAUCAGAAUCAUCAACACCACCCAUAUUUCCUGCUUCCUCAAACUGCCUUUCUAUCAACCAAGCCAGGUGUUUUACUUUACAGGAGAUACUUGGGAGAGUAACGGAAGCUGAGACUAGAGUUCUUGAGACUCUAUUGAAGAAUAUGAGAAGCAGAAAUGAUGCAGAGAAAACAACCAGUUCGAAGAUGUGGCUCCUGAAGAGGCUGAAAAUGGAUGGUUUUAAUGCUUCUAUUUGUCGAACUUCUUGGGCCACUUCCUUAGGAUGCCCAGCUGGUGCUUACGAGUACAUUGACAUCACAUUGAAAGGGGAAAAUGGUGACACAGUGAGGCUCAUAGUGGACAUAGACUUCAGGUCCCAGUUUGAACUGGCAAGACCAACCCCAUUCUAUAAAGAACUAACAGACACACUCCCAUCUUUUUUUGUUGGCAGCGAAGAUAAGCUCAGCCAAAUCAUCUCCCUGCUCUGCUCAGCUGCCAAACAGUCUCUUAGAGAGAGAGGGCUCCAUGUGCCCCCUUGGAGGACUAGCUCAUACAUGCAGUCCAAAUGGCUAUCUAGGUGUUGCAAAGUCACUAAUGACAGUAACAUUGGUCACAGCAGCAGAGAAAAUGGUGAAGCUAAAAAUGGCUCACGUCAUGGGUAUAGCAGUCUGUGGACACCUCCAAUGGUUAAGCCCAAGAUAAGGGGUUUGGGUGGUGGGUCCAGCUUAUCUAGUCAGCUCUCCAGCGUGGGCAUAAAUUGUUGCUGACCAUGUUUUGCUGCAACCCAGUUUUUAAAUUUGA